Molecule: messenger RNA, 1125 nt
Organism: Didymodactylos carnosus
Lineage: Eukaryota; Metazoa; Rotifera; Eurotatoria; Philodinida; Philodinidae
Source: the annotation of a GenBank genome assembly
AUGUCAAUGUUAGUCGAUACGAUAAUUGUUAUGCUUUCUCAAGCUGUAUUUUUCGUUGGCGGUUGGCUAUUUUUUAUUCAACAAUUGUGUCGAAACUAUGACGUCCACCAUCGAAUGGUCAUACUCUCAUUUUCUAUCACGUUUGCUUUAAGCUUGUCAAUGUUUGAAUUAAUUAUAUUUGAAAUUCUUGGUUUAUUACACCCAUCCUCAAGAUUUUUACACUGGCGAAUUGGGUUAUAUUCUAUGUUAUUCUUACUAGUGUUUUUAAUACCAUUCUAUAUCGCUUAUAUGUUAUUAAAUACUGUCAAAAUAAUUCGUGAUUUUCGUAUGGUUUUAUUGUUUACAUUGAUUGCGUGGUUUUUUUAUUUGUAUUUAUUCUGGAAAUUAGGUGAUCCAUUUCCCAUAUUAAGUACUCAUCAUGGUGAACUAUUUACAAUGGAACAAUGUAUUAGUCGUGUGGGUAUUAUCGGCGUUACAGCCAUGGCUAUUCUAUCUGGAUUUGGUGCUGUUAAUUGUCCGUAUACAUAUAUGACUUAUUUUAUUAAACCUGUUACAUAUAAAGACAUUACAGAUGCCCAAAAACGUUUACGACAAAUAAUGGAAAUUGUUGCAGCGAAGAAGAAACGAAUCGCCUAUAUUGAAUAUGAAAAUUCAAUAAAAACAACAUUUGCAUCAUCAUUAAAAUGGAUAUAUCUACGUGGUCGUCCAUCGAAUUCAAAUUCUAAUUUGGUAAAAGAUUCUUAUAAUGUAUCAAUAAUUAAGCAAGAUAUAUCGACGUAUGAAGAAAUUAGUGCACAAUUAUACAGUGAAUUAGUGGAUCUACAAGCAGUACAAGAACGAAUUGAAUAUUCGAAAACAUUGAAAGGAAAAUAUUUUCAUGUAUUGGGACAUUUUUUUUCAGUUUAUUGUUUAUGGAAAAUUCUAAUAUCAUUUAUUAAUAUUAUUUUUAAUCGUGUCGGAAAAGUAGAUCCAGUUACACGCGGUAUCUUGUUGACCGUGCACUAUUUUAAUAUUCAAUUUGAUGUACAAUUUUGGUCACAGUACGUUUCAUUUAUCUUAAUUGGAAUUAUUGUUAUCACAUCGAUAAGAGGAUUAUUAAUUACAUUAAAAAAAGUAUGUAAAUGA